UGAACAGCUGACGGGGGGCCCCAAGGCCUGAUGCUUGAUAUAUAUAAAGAGGUGCCGGAGCUGAAGAGUUUGUGCUACGCUGUGGCUGAAGUUCAUACUCCCAGGAUGAAUAUCCUCAAGACUCUGUUUCUCCUGGCCGCAGGCCUCUCUGUGGCCGUGUCUUCGCAAGACAAGGCACUCAACCAGUUCAGGAACAUGAUCCUCUGCCUGAUGCCCGAUAGCUGGCCUAUUUUCGACUACGCCGACUACGGCUGCUACUGUGGGAAGGGAGGCUCUGGCACGCCUGUGGAUGAACUGGACAGGUGCUGCUAUGUCCACGACCAUUGUUACAAUGAUGCCAUGCAGCACGACGAGUGCUGGCCCAUCUUCGACAACCCGUACACCGAGUUCUAUGACUACAGCUGCGAUGAGAAAAAGAAGAAGGUCACCUGCGGCAGCAAAAACAACGCAUGUGAGAUGUUCAUCUGUGAGUGUGACAGGAAGGCCGCCGAGUGUUUUGCCAGAUCACAUUUGAACCCCGACCACAAGCGACUGCCCAAGGACCGAUGUCAGUAAAGACCUCUGCAAACAACUCUAUCAUGUGCAGAACUUAGUCUUGCACAUUACAUAGGCAUCUUUUAGCUCUCAAACGUGUGACUGUAAUUUUAAAAAUCAUUAACUGUCCAUGACUCCCUCCAUGUGCUGAACCACUCUUGUAAGCUGUGGCCAUGUUUACAUAUCCUGACAAUAAACACAAUUUUCCAUUCA
Messenger RNA from Scophthalmus maximus (turbot), 747 nucleotides. RefSeq names its product phospholipase A2-like. The transcript has 4 exons. Gene Ontology annotation, molecular function: calcium ion binding; phospholipid binding. Gene Ontology annotation, biological process: phospholipid metabolic process; lipid catabolic process; arachidonate secretion. NCBI's taxonomy places the organism in Eukaryota, Metazoa, Chordata, Actinopteri, Pleuronectiformes, Scophthalmidae. The record is from RefSeq and is a predicted model, not a curated record. The coding region runs from base 31 to 555 and encodes 174 amino acids.